Molecule: messenger RNA, 816 nt
Organism: Malania oleifera
Lineage: Eukaryota; Viridiplantae; Streptophyta; Magnoliopsida; Santalales; Ximeniaceae
Product: NADH dehydrogenase [ubiquinone] 1 alpha subcomplex subunit 13-B
Exons: 3
Coding region: 187-618 (143 amino acids)
Source: RefSeq, a predicted model, not a curated record
GCAAACAUUUAUUGGUUGAUUUGAUGCGGAGAUAUGGUCGCUUCCGCAGCAAAUACAGAACUGUAGUCUCUCCGGCUUCAUUUUCAGCUUGUCUCCUCUGUUCUUCGGCCACUCACUAGCUACACAGACGCGUCGCACGCAUUGAUCAGGUGGCGGGGUGUUGCAGAGAAAAGAAGGCUCGACAAAAUGACGGAGGCGACGAUCCGGACGAAGCCGGGGAUGGCGAGCGUGAAGGAUAUGCCAUUGCUACAGGACGGCCCUCCGCCGGGAGGUUUCGCGCCGGUACGCUACGCCCGCCGCAUACCGACAAAGGGUCCAAGUGCCCUCGCAAUCUUUCUCACCGCGUUCGGUGCCUUCUCCUGGGGCAUGUACCAGGUCGGCCAAGGCAACAAAAAACGCAGGGCAAUCAAGGAAGAAAAAUAUGCUGCGCGUAGAGCAAUACUGCCUAUGCUUCAAGCAGAAGAGGAUGAGAGAUUUGUCAAAGAGUGGAAGAAGUAUCUGGAGUAUGAAGCCAGCGUAAUGAAGGAUGUGCCUGGCUGGAAGGUGGGUGAAAGUGUCUACCAUUCUAAGAGAUGGAUGCCCCCAGCAUCUGGUGAGCUCCGUCCUGACGUCUGGUGAAUGGUAGCAUUCUACUGCAGUUUGUUUUGUGAUGUAUUGUAUCUGAAAUGCUUUUAAGUUUUCCAUCACCGGACUGUUCUUGUCAUGCAACUUUUUUCACUGCGGUGGGAUGUGAGGGGACUCUGUAUUUUCCCCUUCAUAGGGAAAGAAAGAAAAAUGUUCAAAUAAUAAUUCCUUGUGGGAAAUUUUCAACAUAAA